UAUUAUAAUUACUAUCUCUCUCUACACAACAACUAUUUCUUAGCCAACAUCUUCUCAUCAUCCUUCAAUGGUUAUAGAAGGAGAAGUGGGGCCAAGGGUUAUUCUAACAGCACCCUUAUCAUUGGAGGAGGAAUCAAAAGAUGCUGACUACAGAGCACCUAAUCUGCUCCAACGAAUUUUAAGCCUUUUCAGCAGUGUACGGCCAGGAUCUGAUCUCACACGUAUUCAGCUACCUCCAUUAUUCAACCUCCCAAAAUCACAGCUGCAAUGCUAUGGGGAACAAGUGUAUUGUAUCAACAAUGACAUGUUAAGCAAGUGUGGAAAAGGGGAGAAUUCACUUGAAAGGUUGAAAUCAGUGGUGGGUUGGAGCAUAUCCACUUUGAGGCCUUUAAUGUUUGGUGUGGCUCCUUAUAAUCCUAUUCUUGGUGAGACUCAUCAUGUCUCUAGAGCCUCUCUCAAUGUCCUCUUGGAACAGGUGUCCCACCAUCCAUCAGUGACUGCUCUUCAUGCAACUGAUGAGAAAGAGAAUAUUGAAAUGAUAUGGUGCCAUAAUCCUGUCCCAAAGUUCUAUGGUACAAAAAUUGUAACUGAGGUACAUGGAAAAAAGGAGUUGAGGCUUCUAAAUAAACAAGAAAAUUAUGUGAUGAACUCACCAAAAUUGGUGAUUAAACUUCUUCCAUAUCCUGGUGUUGAUUGGAUUGGAAAUAUAACAAUUAAGUGUGAAGAAAGUGAUCUUCAAGCUGAUUUAUGUUACCAAGGAGCUUCUUUCUUAAGCAACAAAGGAUAUAGAUCAAUUAAAGGCAAGAUUUUUGUCACUUCAACUUCAAAGACAAUUUGUGAGAUCAAUGGACGUUGGGAUAGUGUGACAACUAAGGAUAUAACUACAGGAAAAGUGAAUGAGAUUUACAAUGCAAUGGAAUCACUAUCUGGAAUGAAGACUCCUAUUGUGAAAGAUCCAAAGGUAAUAUUUCUUUAAUUCUU
Messenger RNA from Solanum stenotomum, 981 nucleotides. Its product is annotated as oxysterol-binding protein-related protein 4B-like. Gene Ontology annotation, cellular component: membrane; cytosol; intracellular membrane-bounded organelle. Gene Ontology annotation, molecular function: sterol binding. The record is from RefSeq and is a predicted model, not a curated record. The transcript has 6 exons. Lineage: Eukaryota; Viridiplantae; Streptophyta; Magnoliopsida; Solanales; Solanaceae. Bases 68 to 976 code for a protein of 302 amino acids.